AUGAGAGAUAGAAUUACUUUAGAAAGCCCGGACCACUACGAUGGUGCUGCUAUCGGUAGAAACGGCAACAAUCAUAACACUGCAAGAACUAUGAUGAUGCCCUGUCAUGUAGAAUUUUCGAUACUAGAUGCUGGCAAACAUAACAAUAGCCACAACCGAUCCGGCUCUUUUUCUUCGUCAUGCACCAAUUCUAUUGAUUUUCUAAUCGAAGGUAUUGAUAUUGAUGACCACUACGAUACAGAACGAAAGUACAGUAGGGAACAAGAACAACAAGAACCAGAUGUAUCCCCAUACUCAUGUGGGAAGACGUUUAUCAUACACAAGCAAUCGAAAGAAGAGACCCUGGGAAUUGAGUUGGGUAAAGCUACCAAGUAUGGUGGUGUGUUUGUGACGAAGAUAGAAGCAAAUUCAAAGUUUGCAUACACAGGUUUGAAACCUGGAAUGCAAAUUCUUUCCAUCAACGAUCGCCCGUGUCCUGUAGAUUUUCGAACGGUAGCAUUCAUUAUGAAAGAAACUGUUGGAGACUUGAAGAUAUCUGCCAUUGACGCUACUAACAAAAAGAACAUGGCGAUGGCCAUUCAAAACAAGCAGGCCCAUCGCCAACGAAAGCAAAACGAAACAAAGCAUCCAGCAACAUCUUCUCAACCACAAACUAUCAACAAGGAAGAAAGUUUUGGUUCCGCUAGGACUUGGAGUCCAGGUACCAGCUACUAUGCCUCGCAACAAUCUGAUCAGCGCGAAACUAGAGAAUCAUCCCACGGAAGGAUUCUCUUUGAAGAACGAUCACCUGCUUCCCCACUGUCAUCAUCUUCCAAGUUGCUGGCCUCUCCACGGGCCUUGGCCACUGGAGGUGCACGUCUAGUAUCCCAUUGGAUGCGCAGCAAGCGGUAUCAAAAGAUAAAAAGUGAUGCCUUGAAAAAGUCGAGUGGUAAAAGCAGCCGCCGCUUGACCCGGCGUUCUGCUUCUACAAGAGAAGUACAACGUCGAAUGAUGAUGGAAUCCAAUGGUGUAGACGAUGAUGAGUGCUCCACAGAUGGACUUUUGGAAAGGAUUCCUUCUGCAUUGGCUUUGCAUGAUAUCGUACAGGAAGGGCUGGAAGAAAGGGCUCCAGCAAAGGAGACACUCUUGUCAAACGCUACAGCGUUCAACAAUUUCACGCAAACGGACUAUGAAGCCGGGACGCUGAGCGAAAUUUGA
Messenger RNA from Cylindrotheca closterium, 1197 nucleotides. NCBI's taxonomy places the organism in Eukaryota, Bacillariophyta, Bacillariophyceae, Bacillariales, Bacillariaceae. The record is from the annotation of a GenBank genome assembly.